CUUUAGCCCAGAGAGUUGCCUGUGUGCGCUCCAACUUUCUAUGCGCGCUGGGUGGAUGUGAGCGCGGCUGCAGCGAGCCGGGGAGGCCCUCUCUUUUCCUCGGGCAGGCAAGCCAGGCAGACCAGCCGCUUUCGCUCCUGGGCUCCGGAGGAAGGAAGGGAAGCCGCCGGGGAUGGACGUCCGCUGGAAGCUGGGGUUGCUGGGGUUGCUGCUGGUGCUGGUGCUGCUGGCCGGGCCGUGCGGCGGCGCCAUGGACGAGUGCGCGGAGGUGCCGAGCGGGCGGGCGCAGCGCUGCAUGCCCGAGUUCGUCAACGCCGCUUUCAACGUCACCGUGGUGGCCACCAACACGUGCGGCAGCCCGGCCGAGGAGUACUGCGUGCAGACCGGCGUCACGGGGGUGACCAAGUCCUGCCACCUGUGCGACGCCGCCCAGCCUCACCUGCAGCACGGCGCCGCCUUCCUCACCGACUACAACAACCAGGCCGACACCACCUGGUGGCAGAGCCAGACCAUGCUGGCCGGGGUCCAGUACCCCAGCACCAUUAACCUCACGCUCCAUCUGGGAAAGUCCUUCGAUAUCACCUACGUACGCCUCAAGUUCCAUACCAGCCGCCCAGAGAGCUUUGCCCUUUACAAGCGCACUCGGGAAGAUGGCCCGUGGGUGCCCUACCAAUAUUACAGCGGCUCCUGUGAGAAAACAUACCACAAGGUCAAUCGAGGUUUUGUCAAGAGUUGGGAAGAUGAACAGCAGGCCGUUUGUACAGACGAGUUCAGCGACAUCUCACCACUCACCGGUGGCAAUGUGGCCUUCUCAACACUGGAGGGAAGGCCCAGCGCUUAUAACUUUGAUAACAGUCCUGUCUUGCAGGAGUGGGUUACAGCGACAGAUAUCAGAGUAAGCCUCAAUCGCCUGAAUACCUUUGGAGACGAAGUAUUUAACGACCCCAAGGUUCUCAAAUCCUAUUAUUAUGCCAUUUCUGAUUUUGCUGUGGGUGGCCGAUGUAAAUGCAACGGGCAUGCAAGCGAGUGUGUGAAGAACGAAUAUGGAAAGCUUGCUUGCAGUUGCAAACACAAUACUUUCGGGGUCGACUGUGAGAAAUGCCUUCCUUUCUACAAUGACCGGCCUUGGCGAAGAGCGACAGCUGAGAGUGCCAAUGAAUGUUUACGCUGUAACUGCAAUGGACGGUCACAGGAGUGUUACUUUGAUUCUGAGCUGUACCGAGCCACCGGCCAUGGUGGCCACUGCUCGGGCUGUUUUGGUAACACGGAUGGACCAAACUGUGAAAGAUGUCGAGAGAACUUCUACCGCCUGGGGAGUGAAGAGAACUGUCUGCCGUGUAAUUGUAGUCCUGUAGGUAAGCUCCUCAGCACACAGUGUGACAAUUAUGGACGCUGCAGUUGUAAACUUGGUGUGAUGGGUGACAAGUGUGACCGGUGUCAGCCCGGCUUCCAUUCUCUUACAGAGGCUGGAUGCAGGCGCUGCUCGUGCAAUCCAGCUGGUAGCAGAGAUGAGUGCAAUAUGGAAACCGGACGCUGCACUUGUAAAGACAAUGUGGAAGGGUUCAACUGUGAAAGAUGUAAGCCUGGCUUUUUUAAUCUGGAUUCUGACAAUCCUAGGGGAUGUAUUCCCUGUUUCUGUUUUGGCCAUUCCUCUGUCUGUACCAAUGCUCCCGGAUACGUUACCUCCAAAAUUACAUCCACUUUCCAAACAGGAAAGGAACAUUGGCACGCGGAACAGAGAGAUGGCUCUGAAAUCUCCAUUCGUUGGAUACCUGAAACUGAAGAAAUAUCUGUAAUCUCAGAUACACCUUUCCCCAUCUACUUCAGCACACCAGGCAAAUUCCUUGGAAAUCUGCUAAGUUACGGUCAAAACCUGUCAUUCUCUUUUCGGGUCGAUAAGCGAGACACUCGACUUUCAGCGGAGGACAUAGUCCUUGAAGGUGCUGGGCUAAGAGUAUCUGUCCCUUUGAUCGCUCAAGCCAACUCCUAUCCCAGCGAGAACACUCUGAAAUAUUCAUUCAGGCUCCACGAAGCAACAGAUUACCCCUGGAGGCCUUCUCUCACUCCCUUUGAAUUCCAAAAGUUGCUCCAUAACUUAACCGCGAUCAAGAUUCGUGGAACCUACAGCGAGAGGAGUGCUGGAUAUUUGGACGAUGUUACUAUCGUGAGCGCUAAUCUGGGCGGGAUACCGGCGACAUGGGUGGAGAAUUGUAUGUGUCCAGCAGGAUACUUGGGACAGUUCUGUGAAACCUGGCCAAGGAUACAGAAGGGAGAAUCCAAUCUUGGACCGUACAGUCCUUGUGUGCCAUUCUGCAACGGGCACAGUGAAAACUGCAACCCUGAAUCUGGAGCAUGUGACUGCAGAGAUAACACUGCAGGUCCUCACUGUGAGAAGUGCAUUGAUGGUUAUUAUGGCGAUGCCACCACAGGAACCUCUUCAGAUUGCCAACCAUGUCCAUGUCCCGGGAGUUCAAGCUGUGCUGUCGUUCCCAAGACGAAGGAAGUGGUCUGUAGUUGUCCAGCUGGAACCACAGGUAAAAGGUGUGAGCUGUGUGAUGAUGGUUAUUUUGGAGAUCCUCUUGGCCAAAAUGGCCCCAACAGGGCCUGUCGCCUCUGCCAGUGCAGUGACAACAUCGACCCCAAUGCAGUCGGGAAUUGCAACCGCUUGACGGGAGAAUGUUUGAAGUGCAUUUAUAACACAGCGGGCUUCUACUGCGACCGGUGCAAAGAUGGCUUCUUCGGGAACCCCUUAGCUCAGAAUCCAGAGGAUAAGUGCAAAGCUUGCAAUUGUAAUCCUUACGGCACAGCAAAUUUGCAGAGAAGCUGCAAUCAAGUAACAGGCCAGUGCGAAUGCCUUCCGCACGUCACAGAGAGGGACUGCAGCUCCUGCGAACCGGGCUUCUACAACCUGCAAAGUGGGCGUGGCUGUGAAAGAUGUAACUGCCAUCCUCUGGGCUCCACUAAUGGCCACUGUGACAUUCAGACCGGGCAAUGCGAAUGCCAGCCAGGCGUUACCAGCCAGCGUUGUGAGAGGUGUGAAGCCAACCAUUUUGGAUUUGGUCCUGAAGGCUGCAAACCUUGUGACUGCAACUCUGAAGGUUCCCGCUCUCUUCAGUGCAGAGAAGACGGACGUUGUGAGUGCAAAGAAGGGUUUGUGGGAAUCCGCUGUGACCAGUGUGAAGAAAACUACUUCUACAACCGUUCCUGGCCUGGUUGUCAAGAAUGUCCUGCGUGUUACAGAUUGGUGAAAGAUAAGGUUGAGGAGCAACGGGGGAGGCUGCGUGAUCUGGAGAAUCUUAUAGCUAACAUAGGAACAGGAGAUGACGUCAUCACUGACCAGGCUUUUGAAGAUAGGCUGAAAGAAGCUGAACGAGAAGUCAUGGACUUACUUCAAGAUGCCCAAAGUAUCAAAGAUGUCGACCAGGGUUUGAUGGAUCGUCUGCAGGAAAUUAACAGAACCCUUUCAAGUCAACUUGGUCGGUUGAGGAACAUCCAGAAUACAGUUAGUCAGACAGAAAACCUGGCUGAACAAGCCGAAGCUCAGGUGGAAAACACAGAAUGGCUGAUUGACAGAGCUUCAAAUGUGCUCCAUAAGGCCAGGAUGGCUAUUGCCAAUGUGUCUAUCACUCCGCCAGAAUCAACCAGGGACCCCAAUAACAUGACUAUCCUGGCAGAAGAAGCUCGGCAAUUGGCUGCACGACAUAAAGCAGAAGCAGAUAAUAUUGAGAAAAUAGCUAAGGAAGCAAACGAUACGUCAUCACAAGCAUAUAAGUUACUCUUGGACACACUAGCAGGAGAGAAUGAAACAACUAAUGACAUCGAUGAUCUAAAUCGAAAGUAUAACCAAGCAAAGAAUAUUGCCCGAGACCUAGAAAAACAAGCCAAUAAGGUUUCUGCGGAAGCAAAAGAAGCUGGGGAAAAAGCAUUACAGAUCUACGCAAAUCUCACCACUCUGCCAUCUAUAGACACUGCAGGCCUCGAGAAUGAGGCAAAGAACAUCAAGGAGGAAGCCCAGGAGUUAGAACUGCUCAUUAAAGACAAACUAAAGAAUUAUGAAGACCUGAGAGAAGAUAUGAGAGAGAAAGAAUUGGAAGUUCAGAAUCUUUUGGAGAAAGGCAAGACAGAGCAGCAGACUGCUGAUCAGCUUUUGGCUCGAGCAGAUGCCGCCAAAGCUUUGGCUGAAGAAGCUGCCAAGAAAGGAAGCAACACACUCCGGGAGGCCAAUGAGAUCCUGAACAAUUUGAAAGACUUCGAUAAACGUGUGAAUGAUAACAAGACUGCUGCUGAGGAAGCUCUCAGGAAAAUUCCUGCCAUUACCCAGACCAUUAUGGAUGCAAACAGUAAGACCCGCCAAGCAGAACUGACCCUAGGCAAUGCGGCUGCAGAUGCCAGAGAAGCCAAAAACAAAGCCGAUGAUGCCGAGAGAAUUGCUACGUCUGUAAAUAAUAAUGCUAGUGCCACAAAGGAGAUUGCAGACAACACCUUUAAGACGGUCACCGACUUGGACAAAGAAGUUGAUGACAUGCUAAAACAAUUGACAGAAGCAGAGAAAGAGUUAAACAAGAAGCAGCAAAGUGCCGAUCAAGAUAUGAUGAUGGCAGGAAUGGCUACACAAGCGGCUCAGGAAGCAGAAGAUAAUGCAAAGAAGGCGAAGAGUUCUGUAAACAAUUUGCUGAAUAUGAUCAACGAACUUCUUGAAAAAUUAGCACGAGUGGAAGCUGUGGACCAGAGUCAACUUAGCACCAUUGAAGAUACUUUAAAUGCUGCCAAAAAUCAGAUGAAGGAUAGCGAUCUAGACCGGAAAGUAUCUGAACUAGAGAAAGCAGCUGAAAAACAAGCUAGUGCCAUCAAUGAAUACAACAGGGACAUCAACACCAUUUUGAAAGACAUUAGCAAUCUAGAGGACAUCAAGAAAACCUUGCCAAGUGGCUGUUUCAAUACCCCAUCCAUUGAAAAACCCUAAGGGUGUGCCAAGGGCAGGGGGUGGGGGUGGGGGCAUUCCCUCAAUGACUGGUGAAACAGUUUUGGCUGUGGGGUGCCUUAAUUCCUAGAUGAUGUUCUUCAGGACCUUGGCCUCAUCUCCCCACACAGUUUGGUUGUUCAUUCUUUCCUACUUUGGGGGGUUGGGAUGGGGAAAUGCAAGUUUAUAUGAACUAAAAGCAAUUUAAUCACCAGCCUUGGGGGCCAUCAGAAAGUUAUCAAAGACAUACACUCUAUACGCUACUUUGCUCAAACACUACAUUCUUUUUUCUCAGAAAUUUUAAUUUACAGCACGAUGGACUUUGUACCGAGAACUGAAGUAAGGGAGGGCACAAACACAGGCUCUCUUCUCUUUUUUUUUCCAUUCCCUUUUUCCAUUCCUGUUAUCUCCUGCCCUCCUGCAAAUCGCUGUUGAUCUAUGAAGGAAAUGGUUUGGCUACCAAAGUAUUAAAUAGCAAUGGCCAGGAUAACCACCCAUUCCGAGAAGGUGCAGGUGGGUUUCAGAAUCUGCAUUCUCCCCAAAGAAGGGAGAAAGGGCUUAUUCUUAAAACUAGUAGCCACUCAACCCUCUUUGGUAGCCAGCUGCCAGCUUUUAACCUUUCUAGUGUGCAAUAUGUGUAUAUGUGUAUCUUGUUUCUGAGACAGUUCUCAGAAAUGCUUUUUAAAGAGUCAGGAGGAAGGAGUGGUAUAUUUAGUUUUUCAUGGUGCUAAAAGCUUGGCAUGCUAAAAUGUCUGUCCUGUUUAGAAGUUUUGCCCCUUUUUCACUUUGGGAAAGCUUUGUAGGUGGAAGGUGGUUUUCUCCAUAAGGAUAAAGUCAGGUGCUUCAGUUUUAAUUGGGGAAAAAAAAUUGUUCCUGUCCCUGAAUUAAGACGGACAGAUUUUUUUUCCUCUCUCUCUCUCUCUCUCUCUCUUAAAAAUGAAAAAGAGAUUUUAACAUUUUCUAUUUGCUUUUGGGGGAAGCAAUUUUAUUCAGAAAGAACUUUUACCUGCUAUGUUCCCCUCCGAAAUAUGAAGUUUGUUAUAACUUUUUAUCUGGUCAAAACAAACCCAGAGGAUUUUGGCAGCUCUUCUCUCAAGAGAUGAUUUUGCCAUGAAGAGUAUGUCUUUUGCCUGAAAGUACCGAAUCCCAAUAAAGUUUAGGCUCCUUCUUUUUUUCCCUUGGCAAAACGAGAAAAAUGACCCAGCCUCAUUCUAGGGACAAAUGUUUAGAAAUUGCAGUAUUGACCAGCUGAGUUACUUGCAACUCAGCGUGAAUGUCUGUCCUGUUUAGAAGUUUUGCCCCUUUUUCACUUUGGGAAAGCUUUGUAGGUGGAAGGUGGUUUUCCCCAUAACCUCUGAUACAUCAUCUUAAAACGAGAGGAAAUUGUGUCGGCCUCCAUUGUUUCCUCCUUAGUGUGGUUUGAUGCUUCCACCCACUCCAUCCCAUCCCCGCCUUCUCAGAACUGUGUGUACCAAGCCUUCAACACUAUGCAACUGUGUACGUUUGCGUAGAGGGGAAGAAAUGUUAUUAUCUGACACACACUGGUGCUAUUAAUUAUUUCAAAGUUAUAUUUUUGUGUGAACGGGGGGUGUUUUUUUGUGUGUCUUUGUUUCAAAUCAUGGCUAUUUGUGUGAGGACGUCUGUUUCUCUCCCCUCUUCCCCCGUGUAAAUAUAAUUGGUCUUGUUUCUAAAGAGGAACAGUUCCCUUCACUUCUUCAAUAAUUAACACCCUACUUACACCCUUCCUCUUGUGGUGGCAGUGAUGAAGCAUUUCCUGUCCAGACCUGCCCCAUUGCAUUCCCAUACUGGCCUUUAAUACCUUCUGUGAUACUAACUUCAGAUAUAUACAUAUAUAUAUUUGCCCUUUAUAUUCCCUGGAGGGCCAACUUCUUGCCCAUCUCUUCUAAAACCAGCACUGAUGCCCAAAGGAUUUGGGGCCCUACCAGUCAUGAAACGCUAAUUUGGGGCCCUUUUAGUGGAUACUUUGUCCGCUGAGAUACUACAUGGUGCAAAAUAGGAAGCAGAUCUGGAUUUGUCUCCCCUUUUUAUAGCGGGAGCAAAAUAUCACUUGAAUUCCAAAGCUUCUCUGGAUCGUCUUGUUGGUUUCUAUUAACGAUUUGAGUUGAUUCCUGUUGUUAUGGCUAUGAGCUUCUUGCUAGGCUUCUGUAGAAAAUAUAAUAUUGCUCGCCUUUUCACAGAUAAAUCUCCCCCCAAUGAAGACAGUCAUGUCAGGGAACAGGUUGAACUCUAGAUCCCUUCCUCCCAGGCACACAGAAGGAAAUAAAGAAUGCUUUAUAAGCACAUGAGCUCUUUGUAUAUUUCUCGAACUGGUAUCAGGUAUACACAGUCACACCACUAUAUUGAGGAUGGGAUUAUUGCUGUAGGCCCACUAGCAAAUCUUGAGCUCAGUUUUCAACAUGUACCUUUGUGUAGAAAAAUCAAAAUUUAUGUUUCCUUAGUGCCUUCAAUUCUAACAGUCAUCCAAGUUCUACUUGUAUACUCCUUUCAUUCAUACAUGAAGCAGUUAAUCGAAAAGUGACACCAGUGGUUUCCAUUUGACCAAGCCAUUUAUAUGGCUGCAUUCUAACAGUAUCACCUGCCAAAAAGAGAAAUAUAUAUAUAUAUAUAUGUAUAUAUAUAUCUUUAGUUAUUUGGGUUUUCUCCCGCGUAAAAUUGGAGGUGUCUUGGCGACGUUUCGACGAAGUCUCAUUCGUCAUCUUCAGGCUUCGUGCUUCUAGGAGCAAUUGCGGGAGAAAUUGCGGGAGAAAACCCAAAUAACUAAAGACCUACAUACUAACACCCGCGAAAACCUCAGAAAACAUAUAUAUAUUAAAGUAAGUAACAAAAUGGAAUUAAAAUUGUGUGAUUCUGGCCUUUUCUAGCAUUUCCCCCCCCUUUUUUUUUCCUGAAAAAAAACAAACUGGGUUUAAGUAACAGAUUUUGUUUUAUUUUUUAAAUAAAUGAGACUUUAUAUGGAAUCUCUUAAUUACAAAUACUGUGUUAAUAAUAGCCAUUAUCACAUUUGUAUAGGUCCAAGUUAUUACUUUGCAUAACAAAAUAAUGCAACAGCUACUCACAGAAACAUGCAAAUAGGUGCCACAGGAAACACCACCUGAAGAUUUCCCCUCAUUUAAAACACACACACACACACACACACAGCUGUGAGCACCUCUGUAUGUGCCUUCACUUCCCCCCCCUUUUUUUUUUUGCUUUCAACCUCUGGUCUUGCUGCUUAGGAGCAGUGAACAAAAACAACAAAGAUGCAACACUUGGCAGUUUUUGUAUAAAACAGUAUUUCUUAUUUAUAAUAAAGUCUGAAUAUUUGUAACCCCUCA
Molecule: messenger RNA, 8295 nt
Organism: Thamnophis elegans (Western terrestrial garter snake)
Lineage: Eukaryota; Metazoa; Chordata; Lepidosauria; Squamata; Natricidae
Gene: LAMC1
Product: laminin subunit gamma 1
Molecular function (GO): extracellular matrix structural constituent
Source: RefSeq, a predicted model, not a curated record